Messenger RNA from Dioszegia hungarica, 1935 nucleotides. RefSeq lists its product as uncharacterized. The transcript has 4 exons. The record is from RefSeq and is a predicted model, not a curated record. Lineage: Eukaryota; Fungi; Basidiomycota; Tremellomycetes; Tremellales; Bulleribasidiaceae. Bases 1 to 1935 code for a protein of 644 amino acids.
AUGCCAUCCCUGACCGACAGCCUCGCAGCGCUCGCAGACUAUUCGCACCAGAUCCACACCCUCGCAGCAGCAAAUCAAGCCCCCUCAGGGCGAUACACCACCGCCUAUCUCAACUCGCUCUAUCCCAACCCCGUCCCCGUCCCCGGUCCCUCCACGCGAGCCCGGCCAAGCUCACGCUCUCAUUCCCGGCCAAGUCAUAGCAGACCUGAUGGCGGAUCAGUGACGUCCCUCAUUAGGGAUGCCGACGAGAAUGAGAAGAAAUUAUUUCGAUUUGUAGGGGAGACGGAGGUGGUCGGUGUAGGCAGGGUGAAGCGGGUGGAAAAGCGGGAUGAGGGACGAGGUGGGGGGUCGGAAUCUGCAGGUAAGGCGGGAGAGGGGGAGAGGAAAGAGAGGGAUGAGGUGGAGAUUAUGCUCAAGACGGCGCUGAGGCUGGUGGAUGAUUACCGACCUAUGCCUCGUGCUCGAGCCACAAUCGCCAAUCUUUUGGAAACGCACCAUACCCAGCUGGAGCGGGUCGCCGAGCUGGAGCUGCAGAUUGAAGAAGCUGCCAAGACCCCUGCCGCACCUGCUCCACCUCCCAUAUCCAGCGCCACGUCCGGAAUUGCUGCGCCGUCCGCACGCAAGGGUCCGCCGGAGUCAAGCGCAGCAGCGAAGAUGACUUUCGAAGACGCCGUCAAGGCCGAAGAGGUCGCUUUGCGGGCUAUGGAGGCCCAGCUCGUCCCCCUUCGUGCUGCCCAAGCUGCCGCCGCCUCAUCCUCCACCGCCCCGGCAGAAAAUGUGGAGCAUCGAUCCGCAUUCACCGCAUCUUCCAUCCUUCCUACCUCCCCUCCGGCCUCCCAGCCCCAAGCGAAGUCUUUCUCCGCCUCCACUCGCACCCGCACACCCGCCGCUCAAAAGAUCACAAACUCCCUCGUGAACGGUACCACACCCCGUCGCGCCCGCGCCACACCCGGCCCCGUCGAAGUCCUGACGGAAGGCUUCGAGUUUGAUCGAUUCUCCCCGCUCAAGUUCUUGGGGACACCGCGGGCGAGAGGAAAGGCGAGUGCGAGCACGAGGAGUGCGUUGAGGGAGGUUAUGGGGAGUCCGGGCGCGAGAGGAGCGAAUGGGGAGGAAGAAGUAAUGGGGAGGGGGAUCUUUGGGAGGCGGGUGACGGCUGGAGGAGCGGGGCCGGCGGGCGGGGUAAAUGGCCUGGGAGAGAGUACGGCGACUGUGCGAGGGAGGUCGGGGUCGAGUAGCGGAUCAGUGGCAGGGGAAGGAGGGGAAGGAGAGGAUGUCGGAGGAGAAGAAGAUCAGACGAUACGCUUUGCGCCUACUUCCGCGGCCGCUCAAGCCGCGGAGGAGGAAGGCCUGGGACAAGGCCCUGUAGCAGAGGUAAAGUGGGCAGAAGAGAAGCCAGAGAUGGCGAAGCAGCAAGAGCCAGAGGGGGUACUGGAGGGUGUCCAAUACAGGCUUCCGGUGAUCGAGCAAGCUGUCGCCAAGAUAAGAGAAGGGCUAUCCGAGAUGCUCAGGCAGGGUUCCGCCGCUGGAUCAGAAGCGCCCGAGACUGUCGAAGGCACAAUAUCUCAUCUAGCCCGCCUAUCUCGCUCUGACCCAUCCACGCCCCUCAGUCCUUCGUCCCAUUCCACCUCCACCCUCUCCUCCGCCGGCUCCGUAAUCCCCGGCCCGCCCAUCCCACCCAUCACCCCGCAAACGAUCCUCACCGCUCACCUCCUUCUUGCGCUCCUACGUGCCCCUGACGCAGCCGUGUCCAUGUCGGACCUCAAAGAUGAUCUGGGCGCGCUGGUACGGGCUCGAGGGUGGGAGCCAGCGGGAGCGGGCGGGGCGGGCGUAGCGGGGGCAGGGGGGAUGGUGACCAAGUGUAUCUAUCAUGUGGUGGGGAAGAGGGUGGCGAAGAUUGAUCGGAAAGCGGGGGCGAAGGUUAUGUUUGCUAUAUGA